AUGUCCUACGAUUUAUUCGAUGACCUUAAUUUUGAAUGGGAUUUGGAUUUGGAAGAAGCUUUUAACCAAAUUCCCAACCAAACACACACGUCAUAUUUACAAUAUUUACAACAACCAACAAGUUUAGCAAGCUAUAACAGCAGUUAUGAUCUUUCAAGAUUUUUAAUUAACAUUAUUUGUUUUAUCAUUAUUAAGAUUGGUUAUGAAUUAUCAGCUAUCAUUCAACGUUCAUCAACUUAUGAUCUUAUUGUGAAUGGUUUAUUUCUUAUUGGGAUACUAGGUAUAUAUUCUAUUCGUAUUGAUGAUGAUGAUAACAAAUCAACAAGUAACAUUGGUGAAUCAACUACUGAAGAAGAUUUAAAUACUGAAAGUGAAGAAGAACAAGAUGCUGCAAGUGAUGAAGCUGAAAAUGAUGAAGAGUAA
Messenger RNA from Hansenula ciferrii, 423 nucleotides. RefSeq lists its product as uncharacterized. The transcript has a single exon. The record is from RefSeq and is a predicted model, not a curated record. The coding region runs from base 1 to 423 and encodes 140 amino acids. Lineage: Eukaryota; Fungi; Ascomycota; Saccharomycetes; Phaffomycetales; Wickerhamomycetaceae.